Colletotrichum destructivum is the source of this 687-nucleotide messenger RNA. RefSeq lists its product as uncharacterized. The record is from RefSeq and is a predicted model, not a curated record. The transcript is spliced from 2 exons. Bases 1 to 687 code for a protein of 228 amino acids. Lineage: Eukaryota; Fungi; Ascomycota; Sordariomycetes; Glomerellales; Glomerellaceae.
AUGGAUUUGUGCUUGGAAGGCAUCGGAUCCUUCUGCGAAAUCGCCUCCUCCUCGCGAUACACUACGUUUCCUAAUCCGGGGUUGGAAAUAGAAGGGCAUCCUGCCUUCCCGCUCCCGUUGACUUCUGCCCAUGCGCGACUGAUGAAGAAUGCAUGCAGACCGGCCUCAUCCGAUAGGGAGGCCAACACUCCCGUCGACACCCCAGUGCAGAACAUCUGGGAGCUCAAUUGCAGACAGUUCAAGUUGCUGAACCCUGGAUGGGUCGCCUUUCUCAAGAAAAUGGCCACCGAGGCCGCACACAGCCUUGGACUGACGGAUGUUGGUCUGAAGCUUCACAAGCUGCUCCUCAACGAAAAAGGUUUUUCAUCCCAGAACUACGAAGACAUCGAAGAGUCUCCUAGAAAGAUCGGCACACUGUUUAUCUGUCUGCCAUCGGAACACUGGGGUGGAGACGUUCAUAUCAGUUUCGGCCCCGACAAGCACCGUUUUAUCACGGCUCCGACCUCCAAAUACGACUUGACCGCGUCGGCGUUGUACUCGGACGUCUCGCAUAAGACCAAGGAGAUUAAAUUGGGCUAUCGGUUGGCUCUUACAUACAGCAUACUCCAGCACGGGUCUGAUGAGAAGUCUGCCGCGCUCGUGGGACAGCAAACCCAUAUGAUCAGAAAACAUCUACUUAUCAAUUAG